AUGUCGCGGCCACGGUUGCUCCCAUUGGCUGCUCUCGCCGCCUCAACGGUCGCCGUGCUGGCCAUGCCAAUGUCGCGCCGACUCUUGCGUGCGCUCUCACCGGUGCGCUUCCGGUCGCUUGUGAUCGCCUUGACGUCGUCGCAACCCGCCGCAGCAGCGCGGUUUGUCGAGCUCUCGCCUGUGCUACGGCACCCGGUGCAAAUGCCGGCGAGCGGCGUGUAUCACGCCAGCGACGCGCUGGGAGCGCUGUGGAAGUGGAUGGUCGCGGCGCCUCUCGGCGAGCGCGAGGCGAAGCUGAUGGCGGCGUGCAAGAGGCACUGGCCCGGCUUGGACCGCGACUACGUCAAGGCCGAGAUCGGCGUGUGCAUCGCCGACGGGCGCGCUGCCGCGCUAGCGGACGCGCUGCACGCCACGGCGCUCGCCAGGAUCGACAAGCUCGGCCCGAGGCUGCCAAGUCACCGCAGACAAGUCCUGACCGCAGAGGCGGCGGAGGCGAGCCGCGAGCUGCAGAGCACGCUCGCGGCGGUGCGCGCGCGGUGCGCGGAACACCCGACCGGCGGCCCGCUGCUCUUCGCGCUGGCCUCGCACAUCCGCGCCGCGCCGCCGGAGCUGCUCCGCGAGCCGUCGCCGGCGGGGCAGCGGCGCGGCGCGGAGCAUGAGCAGGAGGCCUGCAGCUGGGCGCGCGGGCGGUGGCCGCGCUGCGAGGUGCUCGCCAACU
Messenger RNA from Emiliania huxleyi CCMP1516, 718 nucleotides. RefSeq lists its product as hypothetical. The record is from RefSeq and is a predicted model, not a curated record. Lineage: Eukaryota; Haptophyta; Isochrysidales; Noelaerhabdaceae. The annotation marks the transcript as partial. The transcript has a single exon.